Aethalodelphis obliquidens (Pacific white-sided dolphin) is the source of this 2293-nucleotide messenger RNA. It is a transcript of the gene CACUL1, whose product is annotated as CDK2 associated cullin domain 1. The record is from RefSeq and is a predicted model, not a curated record. The transcript is spliced from 8 exons. Gene Ontology annotation, biological process: ubiquitin-dependent protein catabolic process; positive regulation of protein kinase activity; G1/S transition of mitotic cell cycle. The coding region runs from base 280 to 1521 and encodes 413 amino acids. NCBI's taxonomy places the organism in Eukaryota, Metazoa, Chordata, Mammalia, Artiodactyla, Delphinidae. Gene Ontology annotation, molecular function: protein kinase binding; ubiquitin protein ligase binding.
CAGCUGCCUGUUGGAAGCUGCUGUAAAAUGUCGUGACGGGCGCUGCUGCUUUACGGCUGCCUCUCCCUAAGUGGAGCCCUGGAGCGCCCACCGCCGUCAGCCCUGUCUCUACGAGUCGGCCGGGCAAGAUUGAGAGACCCGGCGCGCCGCUGCCCUCCCCGCCGCGCCCGUUCCGGCCCUCGGCGAUGUGAGCUCGAGGAGGCUGCGGUGCCCCCCCGGCCUGGGGUUGAGACGGGCGGCAGGUGCCUGUGAGGCGGGCGGGUGCUGGGGGCCUGCAGGAUGGAGGAAAGCAUGGAAGAGGAGGAGGGGGGUAGCUACGAGGCGAUGAUGGACGACCAGAACCACAACAACUGGGAGGCCGCCGUGGACGGCUUCCGGCAGCCCCCCCCACCCCCUCCGCCCCCUGCUUCGAUCCCAGCCCCUGCCCGAGAGCCUCCGGGGGGUCAGCUGCUGGCGAUGCCUGCGGUCUCCGUGGACAGGAAAGGCCCCAAGGAGGGGCUCCCGAUGGGGCCACCGCCGGAGCCGAAUGGGGUGAUCAUGAUGUUGAAGAGCUGCGACGCGGCUGCCGCCGUGGCCAAGGCGGCCCCCGCCGCCACCCCCACCUCCAGCAUCAACAUCAACACCUCCACCUCCAAGUUCUUAAUGAAUGUUAUAACUAUUGAAGAUUAUAAGAGCACAUACUGGCCAAAAUUGGAUGGUGCCAUAGAUCAGCUUUUAACUCAGAGUCCUGGUGACUAUAUCCCCAUAUCCUAUGAACAGAUAUACAGUUGUGUGUAUAAAUGUGUAUGCCAGCAGCACUCGGAACAGAUGUAUAGUGAUCUGAUUAAAAAGAUAACUAAUCACUUAGAAAGAGUCUCAAAGGAGCUGCAGGCCAGCCCUCCAGAUCUCUAUAUUGAAAGAUUUAAUAUAGCUCUUGGACAGUAUAUGGGAGCAUUGCAGAGCAUUGUGCCUCUUUUCAUAUAUAUGAAUAAGUUUUACAUCGAAACCAAGCUUAACAGAGACUUAAAAGAUGACCUUAUAAAGCUGUUUACGGAACAUGUUGCAGAAAAGCACAUUUACAGCCUAAUGCCUUUACUUUUAGAAGCCCAGUCAACACCAUUUCAGGUCACACCUUCAACUAUGGCAAAUAUUGUGAAAGGCCUGUAUACUCUCAGACCAGAGGUGACCAGUCCCGGAAGAGAGCUGGGGAUGAGUUGGCUUAUAACAGCUCAUCAGCAUGUGCAAGUUCCAGAGGGUACAGAUAGUGAAUGUAUUGAAUGUACUUUCCUUCCUGAAAAGAGGACACACUGGAGCUGCAGAGACUGUAUUCAGAGCGCAGCGGGGUCCUGCAGACACUCAGGAGCUCUGUCACCAAGCUGUUCUUGGAAAAGGAUGUUGGAGUUCUUACUUUGGUUUGUAAUUUUAAAAAACAAAAAACUAACAAAAAACAAAACAGUUGCUGCUAGACUUGGGAAUGAUUUUGAAAUGGGACAAUCUUCUAAUGACUUUAUCUACAGAUUCCGUGAGGAACAAGCGUCAUGAAGAGUGACCAUUGCUAAGUGAGAUCCAGCAGCCAAAGUCAGCAGCUUCCUCCAAAAAUAUAAGAGCAGAAGAAUCUUUUUUAUUUUUUUUUUUAAAGCACUUGUUUUGUUCAUUUGCGGACUUGGCACUUUGGCAUAUUGGUUUCAUACAGAAAGAUACCUUUUGCUUUAAAAUCAAGCAGAUCAUUACAAUACAGUAUUUUUCACCCCUAACCAAAACAAACCCCUUUAAAAGAGUUGGUCUUUGUUUAGCAUUAGAAAGUCUUCUUACAGGAAGAUGCUAACUCUGCUUCCAAUAUAACUUCUCCCCCCCACCCCCGCCCGCACCAUCAGUUCACAACUUUUCUACUCUGUGCCUUCAGCUUUGUGCACUUUGCAGCUCUGUGACCAUGUUGUCAAACUCACAAAUGCUUCCUGAAAAAGUUGAUGGUAUCACAGACUAACUUGCCAAGAUGUCAGGUGUGACUUCAUAGCAGGAUGCUAAAUAAGUGGGAAAAUAGAAACAUGUUGCACGUUGGUCAGAUUUCCUCCUGCCUCACCGUGGCUUGUUCAUGUUAAUGUUGGGGACCAACUCUCGUAGACCAUUUCCAUUCCCUCCGUCACUUAACAUGCUCUCACCGACUGCUGGAGUGUUGGCAUUACGCUAGUUUAGGGCUGGCCGGUACUUUAGCACUAAAGCUCCCUUUUUAAUAUUGUUGAGAAUUACCCAGUGGUAAAAGCUGAUUCCUGUGAUGCUCUACGAAGCAGAUACGGUAAUUAAAUUCACACACAGU